This is a messenger RNA of Aspergillus brunneoviolaceus CBS 621.78, 966 nucleotides long. RefSeq lists its product as uncharacterized. The record is from RefSeq and is a predicted model, not a curated record. The transcript has 2 exons. Lineage: Eukaryota; Fungi; Ascomycota; Eurotiomycetes; Eurotiales; Aspergillaceae. Bases 1 to 966 code for a protein of 321 amino acids.
AUGGCCCGAGUCAUAAAUACAGGACCCGGAGACACCGGUGCCAAGGUUGCUGGAACGGCCCAAAAGAGGCAGACUAGAUCUACCACCGCUGGAACGGCACAGGCAAGCGCUGGGCCAUCGACUGCGAAGGUGCCCACCACUGGAAAGCAGGCUGCUCAACCUACUAGCUCAGUGGCCGGGCCAUCGACUGGAAAAGUGCCUGCCGCUGCAAAGCAGGCUGCUCCACCUACUAGUUCAGUGGCCGGGCCAUUGACUGGAAAAGUGCCUGCCGCUGCAAAGCAGGCUGCUCAACCUCCUAGUUCAGUGGCCGGACCAUCGACCGCAAAGGUAGCUGCACCGACAGCUGCGAAGAAGAAUGGAAAGCCCAAGCGUGGCAGACCUAGAACAGCAUGCUCACCAUGUCGCCGCGCCAAAAGGUCAUGUCCGCAUAUGAGAGAGGAGGAGGAAGAAGAAGAGGAAGAGGAGGAUGAUGAUGAUGGCCAGAAGCAGCUUUCUGAAAAGGCGAAGGGCAAACAAAAGAUGAAGCGUGCCGAUGAUAAUGAUGGCGACGACGACAAUGAUCAGAAGCAGCUUUCUGAAAAGGCGAAGGGCAAACAGAAGAGAAAGCGUGCCGAUGACGAUAAUGAUGACGAUGACGAUGAUGAUGAUCCAGGCCCAAAACCAGCUAAAAAACGGGGUCGGCCUGCUAAGAAUCAAGCAGCUGUUGCUGGACCUUCAACCGUCCCUCAAAUUGUUGCCGGUCCUUCAGGGAGUGCUCCUGCGCCUGCAGCACCUGCAAACUUAUCCAACCCACUGACGGCUGCCGGGCACAUCGUAACACACCAAUACAUGAGUCAGCAAUUAGGCCAGCGACUCGACGAGGCUGAGAAGAGAUGGAAAAAAGCCAUGGAGGCCAUGAUGAAGGCCAAGCAGGCUUUGGAUGCCUGGAAAGACUUCUACUUGAAGCAAAAGGGAUCGCCCAGUUAG